AUGAAUAUGAUAGAUCGAAAAAAAGUACAAAAGAUAUUGUCAAAUUGUUCUCAAUUAAUCAUCGAUUAUCCAGAAUCAGAUAUUUUUCUGCAUAUUGAAUUAUGUGAAAAUUAUAGUUUUGCAUUGAAAUUAGGAAAAGUAGUGGCAGCUUUAUUAAUCUUAUGCUAUAGCUAUUUAUUAAAUGUAUUCUAUGGUUCAAUUCUUGUGUCGAACAUUAUGAUGGGUUUAAUGUCAACUUUUAUUUUCUAUUUCACAAAUGAUCAAUGGACAAUGACAGUAUCUCAAUCAAUCUUAGUUUUAAUGAGUGUUGUCAUAAUUGCUGGUCACUGUUUAUUACCAAAGUUAGAUGAACAUUUGAAGAAGCAAUAG
Molecule: messenger RNA, 369 nt
Organism: Rotaria socialis
Lineage: Eukaryota; Metazoa; Rotifera; Eurotatoria; Philodinida; Philodinidae
Source: the annotation of a GenBank genome assembly